GGAUAUUAGAAGCAAAAAAUUAGGUGGCAAAAACGCUGAUGGAAAGACAUUGCGUUGUUGUUGCUUGUUUUACUCCUACAAAUUUGGUCACUGAGCACCUCACGGAACGGAUCAUCAUCCUCAUAAAACACACUCUCAGCAUUUCCUACCAUGAUGCUUUCAAAGACCGAGUCUUUUUUGGUUGGCUCACGCUCCAUGCAUUUUCUUCAGAGAAAUUUCAUUUCAUGUUUUUGAAGGAUAUGAUUCAAAAGGACUUGUAGUCAUUUUCCGGCGAGAAGUGAUUUUCCACUACUCAAAUGGCGUUUUCUCCUGCUAAUUUCCUCUUUGUUUUCUUGCUGAUUUGUGUUACGUUGUUGCUCGCGUUCAUAUUUUUUUCUGCAUUGCUGGCUUGGAUUUUGAGUCGGAUUUUUGGUGCAUCUGUUGGAUUUUGCGUUGGGGGAUGUAACAGUUUAAGAGAUGUGGUAGUGGUAUUUAAAAAGGGUGGUAUCGAAUCUGUAUCUAUUGGUGAAGUUAAACUCAACUUAUGCUAUUCGUUGGUCAAACAUGGUAUAGGUUCCAGUUCUCGGGGUCCAAAGUUGCAAGUGUUGAUAUGCAACUUAGAAGUUAUAAUGAGACCUUCAAAUAAAAGCACAGGGAAGAAGAAAGUUAAGAAACCCAAUGCUCGUGCUUUCGGCAAGGGAAAGUGGAGAAUUAUAUGCAUUGCACGAUAUUUAUCAGUUAGCGUGAAAGAUCUAGUUCUGAAGACACCUAAAUCUACUUUUGAGAUCAAAGAGUUGGGUUUGGAUAUUUGUCAAGAUGGUGGAUCUGAGUCAGAUUUAUUUGUUAGAUUACAAAUAUUGCCCCUUGUUAUUCACAUUGGUGACCCUCAAGCUAGUUGUGAUCAGUUAUGUAAUUCUAGUGGUGGAGGAUUCAGUGUUUCUAGUCAGGCAUCUAUUGCUGCUGUAGAAAAGUCUUAUCCUUUUAUCUGCGAAAAAAUCUCCAUUUCAUGCGAAUUUGGUCAUGUUAGGGAAAUAGGUAUAGUUACAAAGAAAGUGGACAUUUCCUGUGGGGAGGUCACAGUGAAUUUGAAUGAGAGGUUGCUUGUGAAAAAAAAGAGUUCAUUGGAAUCUCCUUCUAGCUCUGACAGAACUACAGGGCCAAAUGUUGAUUCUAUGAGCAUGAAACAGCCGCCCUCCACGAUGCAACAAAAACUAGCACGCUACUGUUCUCUAUUUCCUGAGAAGGUCAGCUUCAAUCUGCCAAAGCUGAAUGUGAGUUUCGUGCACUGCGAAUAUGGUCUUUCUGUUGAAAAUAACAUCAUGGGCAUCCAGUUGAAAAGCAUCAAAUCACGCUCCUUUAAAGAUAUCGGGGAGAGUACACGCCUUCAUAUUCAACUGGAGUUUAAUGAAAUUCAUCUUCUUAGAGAAGCUAGUGCUUCCAUCCUUGAGAUAUCGAAGGUGAAUUUGGCCUCUUUUGUGUACGUACCGGUACAGUCCACCUCGCUUGUUAGAGCUGAAACUGAAAUCAAGCUUGGAGGUUUACAAUGCAAUAUCAUAAUGAACAGAUUAAAGCCCUGGUUACUUCUCCACUUUUCUAAAAAGAAAAAAAUUGUACUUCGGGAGGAUGCUUCUGUUGUAAAGCCGAAAUCAGCUGAUAGCAAGACCAUCACGUGGACAUGUAAAUUGUCAACUCCUCAGUUGACAUUAAUACUUUUUGAUAUGGAAGGUUCUCCAGUGUAUCAUGGUCGCUUACAAUCAGCACAUCUAUCGGCAAACAACAUUUCAAAUAUGGGGACUACAGUACACGUUGUGCUUGGUGAGUUAAAUCUCCAGUUGGCUAAUGAAUAUCAGGAAUGUUUGAAAGAAAGCUUUUUUGGUGUGGAAUCAAGUUCUGGCUCCAUUAUGCACAUUACAAAGGUUACUUUGGAUUGGGGGAAAAAGGACAUGAAGUCCUCUGAAGAAGAUGGUCCUAGGUGUAUGAUAGGCUUAUCAGUUGAUGUUACUAGCAUGGGAGUUUAUCUAACUUUCAAGCGUGUAGAAUCAUUCAUAUCAACAGCAAUAUCCUUUCAAGCUCUAUUGAAAAGCAAAUCUACUUCGAAGAAAAAAUCAACGCAGAGCCGAGGGAGUGUAUCAAAAAGUUCAGGGAAGGGAACUCAAAUGCUGAAAUGCAAUCUUGUGCAGUGUUCAAUAUAUGUAUUGGGAGAGACUGGAUUAGAAAAUACAGUUGUUCCAGAUCCCAAGCGAGUCAAUUAUGGUUCUCAGGGUGGCAGAGUUAUAAUAAACACAUCAGCAGAUGGUACCCCACGCAAUGCAAAGAUAGUAUCCACUAUUUCUGAUGACUACCAGAAGCUAAAGUACUGUAUCUCACUUGAAAUCAUUCAUUUUAAGCUAUGUGUGAACAAGGAGAAAAAAUCCACACAGAUAGAACUUGAAAGGGCGAAAUCUAUCUAUGAGGAAUAUAUGGAGGAAAAUAGGCCAGUAGCAAAAGUGGCUUUAUUCGAUUUGCAAAAUGCUAAAUUUGUAAAGCGCUUAGGUGGCCUUAAAGAAAACGCAGCCUGUUCCCUUUUCAGUGCUACUGACAUUACAAUGAGGUGGGAGCCUGAUGUACAUCUUUCGUUAAUUGAACUUGUUCUCCAGCUGAAAUUAAUGGUACACAAAAGGAAGCUUCAGGAGCGUGGUAAUGAACAUGUGGAGGAUAUGAAAAAUGAAGCAACUAUGGAAUCAAGGAAUCUUGAAAAGAAGAAAGAAUCUAUUUUUGCUGUUGAUGUGGAAAUGUUAAAUAUAUCUGCUGAGCUAGGAGAUGGAGUUGAUGCUAUGGUUCAGGUGCAGUCAAUUUUCUCUGAGAAUGCUCGUAUAGGAGUGCUACUUGAAGGACUUAUGCUUAGUUUUAGUGGGGCAAGAAUUUUCAAGAGUAGUCGGAUGCAAAUUUCACGAGUUCCUAGUAUAUCUGCUAGUUCAUCUGAUGCAAACGGACCUGUAGCCACAACAUGGGAUUGGGUAAUUCAAGGUCUUGAUGUUCACAUUUGUUUGCCAUACAGAUUGCAAUUGCGUGCUAUUGAUGAUGCUCUUGAAGAUAUGUUGCGAGCUUUGAAGCUUAUUGUUGCUGCAAAGACUAAUCUGAUUUUUCCUGUGAAGAAAGAGAGUUCUAAAGUUAAAAAACCUAGUUCAGUAAAAUUUGGAUGCAUUAAGUUUUUCAUACGCAAGUUAAUAGCUGAUAUUGAAGAGGAACCAAUCCAGGGAUGGCUUGAUGAACACUACCAGCUGUUGAAGAAAGAAGCUGGUGAGUUAGCUGUCCGGUUAAACUUUCUAGAUGAAUAUGUAUUGAAGGCCAGGCAAGAUCCAAAAUCUACUGAUGACAGCAAUAAUGCUUCUGAAGAAGGAAAAGUUGAUUUUAAUGAUGUUGAGGUUGAUGUAAAUAAUUCUUCAACUAUUGAAUCCAUGCGAGAAGAAAUUUAUAAACGAUCUUUCCGAUCAUACUACGAGGCAUGCCAGAAGUUAGUAUCAUCUGAAAGCUCUGGUGCUUGUAAAGAUGGCUUUCAAGCUGGUUUCAGACCCAGUGCCUCAAGGUCUUCUCUUCUUUCAAUAACUGCAGUCGACUUAGAUUUAAGUUUGAUGAAAAUUGCUGGUGGAGAUGAUGGGAUGAUUGAUGUUGUGAGGAAGCUUGACCCUGUCUGUCUUGAAUAUGAUAUACCAUUUUCUCGACUCUAUGGGGCAGAGAUUGCCUUAAACACAGGUUCUCUUGUGGUUCAGAUUCGAAAUUACACAUUUCCUCUUUUCUGUGGAAGUUCCGGUAAAUGUGAAGGUCGUCUUGUGUUGGCUCAGCAGGCAACUAGCUUUCAACCUCAAAUACUUCAAGAUGUGUAUGUUGGGCGAUGGAGAAAGGUGUGCUUGCUUCGAUCAGCUAGUGGUACAACUCCACCUAUGAAGACAUACUCAGAUUUGCCAAUACAUUUUCAGAAAGGUGAAGUUUCAUUUGGUGUGGGUUAUGAGCCAGUUUUUGCUGAUAUUAGUUAUGCUUUCACCGUGGUGCUACGGAGGGCUAAUCUAAGUGUUAGGAAUCCUGGCCCACUUAUUAUUCCACCGAAAAAGGAGCGGAGUUUGCCAUGGUGGGAUGACAUGAGAAAUUACAUUCAUGGAAGAAUUUCCUUAUUAUUUUCUGAAACAAGAUGGAAUUUUUUAGCAAGUACAGAUCCUUAUGAAAAUCUUGAUAAACUUGAACUUGUGAGUAGCUCUAUGGAAAUUCACCAGUCAGAUGGUAAGGUUCUUCUUUCUGCCAAAGAUUUCAAGAUUUUAUUGAGUAGUUUGGAGAGCUUGGCAAGAAAACAUGGUUCCAAAAUUCCAACUGGUGUCGCUGGUGCCUUUUUGGAAGCCCCAGUUUUUACAAUUGAAGUUACAAUGGACUGGGACUGUGACUCUGGAAAACCUUUGAAUCAUUUUUUAUUUGCACUUCCAAUUGAAGGGAAACCUCGUGAGAAAGUAUUUGAUCCUUUUAGAUCUACUUCUCUUUCCCUUCGGUGGAGCCUAUCUUUUAGAUCCAGUCUUUCUUUGUCAGAAAAACAAUGUCCAUCCUCCAUAGCAAGAGAGAGAAUAGAAGGAGAUGCUGCAGUAUCUCAUCCUCAUAUUUUCCAGAAUGUUUCACCUACUACCCCAACAUUAAAAUUCGGUGCCCAUGAUUUAGCAUGGAUUCUAAGAUUCUGGAAUUUGAACUACCUUCCUCCCCAUAAACUGCGCACCUUCUCACGUUGGCCUCGUUUUGGAGUUCCUAGAAUUGUCAGAUCAGGCAACCUUUCACUAGAUAAAGUGAUGACUGAAUUUAUGAUUCGUAUAGAUUCUGCACCAAUCUGUAUGAAGAACAUGCCUUUACACGAUGAUGAUCCAGCCAAAGGACUGACCUUCAUGAUGACAAAGCUAAAAAUUGAAUUAUGUUUUGGUAGGGGCAAGCAAAAGUAUACUUUUGAAAGCAAGCGUGACCUUAUUGAUCUUGUGUACCAAGGUAUUGACCUUCAUAUGCCCAAGGCUUUCCUAAUCAAAGAAGACUGUGAUAGUAUUGCUAAGUUAGUUACCAUGAUACCAAAAAGCUCACAAUCUGCAUCAGAUGAUAAAAUUCCCUCUGAAAAAGAUUACAUGAUACAGAAAAGUCAUGAUGAUGGAUUUCUGUUAUCCUGUGAUUACUUUACUAUAAGAAAACAGUCCCCAAAGGCUGAUCCUGCUACGUUAGUUGCCUGGCAUGAAGCAGGAAGAAGAAAUGUUGAGAAGACAUGUGUACAAUCUGAGGGUGAACAUCAGAGCGAAACUGAUGAGCUUAUGCGAUCAGACCCAAGUGAUGAUGAUGGGUACAAUGUGGUAAUAGCUGACAGUUGUCUACGUGUUUUUGUCUAUAGUCUCAAGCUUUUAUGGACUAUUGGAAACAGAGAUGCUGUUUGUUCCUGGGUUGGUGGUCUAUCUAAAUCCUUCGAGCCUGCCAAGCCUUCUCCUUCCCGGCAGUAUGCACAGAGAAAAUUAUAUGAGGACAGUAAACAGAAUGAUGGAGCUGAAACCCAUCAAGGUGAUGCAGGUGAAACUCAUCAAGAUAAUGGAUCUGAAACCCAUCAAGAUGAUGGAGCUGAAACCCAUCGAGGUGAAGGAGCUGAAACCCAUCAAGAUGAUGAAGUUUCUAAAUGCCUUCCUACGAGUAACAUCUCAGAAACUUCCUCUUCUCUGGCUGCCGGGACUUCUGGAUUACUUUCAUCUCCACCGCAUUUUGUUAAGGUGGACAACUUGGCAUCUGCUACGAAUGAAAGUACAGAUGAUUCUGAGGAGGGGACUCGGCACUUCAUGGUUAAUGUUAUUGAACCGCAGUUUAAUCUUCACUCAGAGGAUGCAAAUGGUAGGUUCUUGCUUGCUGCAAGAAGUGGCCGCAUUUUAGCCCAGUCAUUUCAUUCAGUCCUUCAUGUUGGCUAUGAGAUGAUUGAGCAAACAGACAGUACUACAAAUGUACAUACUGGUGAAUACCAGCCCGAAAUCGCAUGGAAAAGAAUGGAGUUGUCUGUUAUGUUGGAGCACGUGCAGGCCCAUGUCGCGCCAACAGAUGUUGAUCUAGGGGCUGGGGUGCAGUGGCUACCGAAAAUUCUUAGAGGCUCUCCAAAAGUAGGGCGAACAGGUGCUCUUCUUGAGAGAGUUUUUAUGCCUUGUGACAUGUAUUUCCGGUUCACAAGACACAAGGGAGGCACCCCAGAACUGAGAGUGAAGCCCUUGAAGGAGCUCAUAUUCAAUUCUCAUAAUAUAGCAGCAACAAUGACUUCUCGCCAGUUUCAGGUCAUGUUGGAUGUGUUGAACAAUCUUCUCUUUGCACGGCUUCCAAGGCCUAAAAAAAGUAGCUUAUCACUUUCUGCCGAAGAUGAUGAAAAUAUCGAUGAGGAAGCAGAUGAGGUGGUACCUGAUGGUGUUGAAGAGGUGGAACUUGCAAAAAUCAACCUCGAAAAGAAAGAUAGGGAACGAAAGUUGCUUAUCGAUGAUAUAUUGAAAUUGUCUCUCUGGUGUGAUCCUUCGACAGAUAUAAACCCAGAAAAGGAAGCAGACUUUUGGAUGGUAGAUGGCGGAAUAGCCAUGCUGAGAGCUUGGUUUAUGCACAAAGGGGCUGUGAGUGCUAACUGGUGUGCUUGUAAGCAAUUCAGUUACAGGAGGUUACAUACUGUUACAGUGAAAACCCACCUGCAACCAACAACAGAUUUUCCUGGAGGAAGGGGAACGGGCUCUAAUACCAUGUCAAACAACGAAUUAUCCUAUUGUUGGGUACAAAGACUGAAGAGAGAACUUGUAAGUGCACAAAAAAUUAGGAAGGAAGCUUAUGCAUCAUUAAGAAUGGCUAUGCAAAAUGCUUCCCAGAUGCGCCUAAUGGAGAAGGAGAAGAACAAAGGUCCUUCCUAUGCUAUGCGCAUAUCUUUGCAAAUUAACAAAGUUGUUUGGAGCAUGCUCAUUGAUGGUAAAUCCUUUGCUGAAGCCGAGAUCAAUGAUAUGAUCUACGACUUCGACCGGGAUUAUAAGGAUGUGGGUGUUUCUCAGUUUACAACAAAAUAUUUUAUUUUCAGAAACUGCCUGCCUAAUGCCAAAUCUGAUAUGAUUUUGUCAGCAUGGAAUCCCCCGCCUGAAUGGGGAAAAAAAGUUAUGCUUAAAGUUGAUGCAAGACAAGGAGCUCCAAAGGAUGGGAGUUCUCCCUUUGAACUUUUCCAGGUAGAGAUUUAUCCCCUUAAGAUCCAUUUGACAGAGACAAUGUACAGAAUGAUGUGGGGAUAUUUCUUCCACGAUGAAGAACGAGAUUCGCAGCGACGACAGGAAGUUUGGAAGGUUUCAACCACCGCUGGUGCAAGGCGUGUAAAAAAAGGUUCAUCAGCCCAUGAACCUUCUUCCUCAAGCAGUCACUCAACAAAAGAGUCUGAGGCCUCAUCCAAAUCUGUCUUCUCUACAAUGCUAUUUCCUGCUACCAGUCAGCCUUCUGUCCGAGUUGAUUCAGCCCAAGCAUCGAAAGCACAAAAUGUCAGAUCAAAUCCUGGUACUAGUUCAACCCCUGAGUUGAUGAGGACAUCUUCUUUUGAUAGAACGUGGGAAGAGACUGUGGCAGAAUCUGUAGCUGACGAACUUGUCUUACAAAGCUUUUCUUCCCACAAAAAUGGCCCAUUUGGCUUCACUGAGCUUCAGGAUGAAGCAUUUAAGAAUAAAUCAAAAGAUUCCAAAGGUGUCAAAGCUGGUCAUUCAUCUCUUGAAGAAACAAAGGUGGCUAAGUCUCUUGAAGAGAAGAAAUCUAGGCCACGAAAGAUAAUUGAAUUUCACAACAUCAAAAUUAGUCAGGUGGAAUUAUUGGUUACAUAUGAAGGGCAAAGAUUUGUUGUGAACGAUCUGAAAUUACUGAUGGAUCAAUUUCAUCGAGCUGAGUUUACCGGGACUUGGCGAAAACUCUUCUCGCGAGUAAAAAAGCACAUCAUUUGGGGAGUCCUUAAGUCUGUCGCUGGAAUGCAGGGAAGGAAAUUUAUAAACAAGGGUCAGAGUCAGCCCAGUGGAGCUGGUGUUCCAGAAAUUGAUAUUAAUUUUAGUGACAAUGAAGGCCAUGCAGGAAAACCUGAUAAGUAUCCACUAUCUUGGCCUAAGCGUCCAAAUGACGGAGCUGGUGAUAAAUUUGUAACAUCCAUGAAAGGACUAUUUAAUACCCAACGCCGCAAGGCCAAGGCAUUUGUACUGAAGACAAUGAAAGGUGGAGCAGAUAGUGACAUGCAAGGAGAUUGGAGUGAAAAUGAUGCAGAAAUCAUUCCAUUUGCUAGGCAGCUCUCAGUCGUAAAAACUAAAAAGCUUAUUAAGCAGCACAGUAAGAAGUUAUUCUCUAAAGGACAGAAAGGUUCAUCCUCUCCACAAAAAGAAGCACUACCAUCAUCUCCCAGAGAGAUACCUAUAUAUGACAGUGAUUCUUCAAGUGGUUCCUCAUCUUAUGAAGCUUUUGAUGAGUAAAAAAUGUUCAUCUGAAGGAAUUCUUACUUUCAGCUGACCAUGAAGCACAUUUCAUCUGGUUUGUAAAUGACUAGGAGGGGAGAUUUUGACAGCUGAUCUUUCUCAAUCAGAAGGUACCUUAGAUAAACACUAACUGAAUGACAACAUGAGAGGAGGGGCACCAAAAAUGGAAAGAGAACGUGGGACUCAACAUUUAGACAAAUGAAUAUUAACGUUGAUUUCUAUUCAGUGUAUAUAAUCCCCAGAAACUCUUUUUUGCACUCAUCUCGUCUUACAUUUUGCAUCCAUCUUUAACCACGUUUGUUAAUCUAACAUGUUAUACUUUUUGUCAACCUCACUCAAUGGUGUUCCAGUCUCUCAGGGCA
Molecule: messenger RNA, 8818 nt
Organism: Lotus japonicus
Lineage: Eukaryota; Viridiplantae; Streptophyta; Magnoliopsida; Fabales; Fabaceae
Product: protein SABRE-like
Exons: 24
Coding region: 297-8453 (2718 amino acids)
Source: RefSeq, a predicted model, not a curated record